AUGAAACAUAUGAUUCAUGGUCCCUGUGGGUCUGCGAAUCCCAAUGCACCGUGUAUGGAAAAUGGAAUAUGUACAAAGGGAUUUUCUAAAGAAUUUAAUACACACACAAAGAUCACAGAAGGCUAUCCAGUUUAUAGAAGAAGAGAGGGACAAUGGUAUAAUUAUAAAAAUACAGCCAUUAAUAAUAUACAUGUUGUUCCAUACAAUAAGUACUUACUUAAGAAGUAUAACUGUCACAUCAAUGUUGAAGUCUGUACAUCAAUUAAAUCUGUCAAAUACAUAUUUAAAUAUGUUUAUAAGGGAUAUGACUGUGCUAAUCUUAGGAUGUAUGACAACAAUGAAAUAGAUCAGUAUGUGAAUACAAGGUAUGUCGGUGCACCAGAAGCUAUGUGGAGAUUAUUAGAAUACAAGAUGCAUAAUAAAUCACAUGUUGUAAUCAGGUUGCCAGUACACUUGCCGAGAGAACAGAUGAUUGUAUUUGAAGAAGGAGCUGAAAGAGAACAAUUAUUAAAUGAAUUAGACAAAGAUACACAGUUGUCAGCCUAUUUCAAAUUACAAGAAGAAGAUGAAGAAGCAAGAAGGUAUUAUUAUACAGAAAUCCCUCUGUACUAUGUAUUUAAAAAUGGUAAAUGGCAUAAAAGACAGAGAUCUCAAGAUAAAGUUAUUACAAGAAUGUAUACUGUAAGUCCUACAGAAAAAGAAAGAUACCAUCUUAGAAUACUACUCCUUAAUGUAAAAGGGGCAAGAUCAUUCGAAGAACUAAGAACAUACAACGGUGUUGUAUACAAUACAUUUGAAGAGGCUGCAUAUGCAAGAGGACUAUUUAUUAAUGAUAAUGAAUGGGUCAAUGUAUUAGAUGAAGCAUCUAUGAAUCAAACACCGAGCAGUAUCAGGCAAUUGUUUGCUUUCAUCUGUAUCUUUAAUAGGCCACGUAAUCCUUUAGAACUGUACAAUAGAUUUUUUGAUGAUAUGACUGAAGAUAUACAAGAUGAUAAAGAAGGAAGAUUGCUCUGUGAUCUUGAAGAAUACUUUAAGACACAAGGAUUGUCACUUGAAACAUUUGGUCUUCCCGAUAGGGUUACUUCUAACUAUCGUGAUGAGAUUGUAAGUGAUGUUGAUCUUGAUCAACUUAAUAAAGACAUAGACAUGUUAAAUGCUGAACAAAAGAAAGCCUUUAAUGGUGUGAUAGAGUCACUAGAUAAGAAUGGUAAGCUGAUAUUUAUAGACGGUCCUGCAGGCACAGGUAAAACAUUUCUGUACAAGGUUAUAACAAGAUUCAUAAGCAGCAUGGGGAAAACAACAGUAUCUACAGCUACUACGGGAAUUGCAGCAGACUUAUUAGACAAUGCUAUGACAGUUCAUAGUUGCUUCAAGUUACCAGUUCCAUUGAAUGAUAACUCUGUAUCUAGAAUCAAGCAAG
Vairimorpha ceranae is the source of this 1420-nucleotide messenger RNA. RefSeq lists its product as hypothetical. The annotation marks the transcript as partial. The transcript has a single exon. Gene Ontology annotation, molecular function: DNA helicase activity. Gene Ontology annotation, biological process: DNA repair; telomere maintenance. NCBI's taxonomy places the organism in Eukaryota, Fungi, Microsporidia, Nosematidae. The record is from RefSeq and is a predicted model, not a curated record.